Molecule: messenger RNA, 8897 nt
Organism: Hemicordylus capensis (graceful crag lizard)
Lineage: Eukaryota; Metazoa; Chordata; Lepidosauria; Squamata; Cordylidae
Gene: TNC
Product: tenascin C
Exons: 25
Coding region: 528-6401 (1957 amino acids)
Molecular function (GO): protein binding
Source: RefSeq, a predicted model, not a curated record
GCCUCUCUCUCUCUCUCUCUCUCUCUCUCUCUCUCUCUCUGAAACCAGCUCAGGAUCCAGGAAAGCUGUGCCUUUAAUUUGCCAACUGCAAACUCAGAGUGAGUUUGCCUCCCAGGCAUCCCAUUACAGUGGAUCAGGCUCUGCUAUAUAAACCAGGAGAAGCUGCAAGCCUCACCACAGUUUGCCUUACAGUCAAACCUCUCUCUCUCUCUCUCUCUCUCUGUCUCCAUCUCCCCCCCCCCUUUCUCCCCCACUGAGUCACACCUACAUCACAGAGACCCGGGCAACUUUGCUGAGCUUUUCCCAGGACAGAAAGAAAACCAUGCAGGCAUCUGGCUUUUGAGUGCCCUCUUCAUCCUAUGGAGACUUGAACAGAAGUGGGCUGUGGUUCAUAUCCAGGGAGGAACAACCAAGCUGAUCAGGAGGAGGGAGAAGUGAAGAGCCCCCAAUCUGUCCACGUCCGGCGGGCUGUGAGCGUGCAUCCACAUUGAAGCCGCAAGGACGUCCCGGAGGAACUGAACCUCAGCAUGGGUCUCCCCACGUGGGUUUGGGCCGUGGCGGUCCUCUCUUUGCUCCAUCAGUACGUCAGUGGUGGACUCAUCAAGAGGAUAAUUCGGCAGAAGAGGGAGACGGGGAUAAACGUCACUUUGCCGGAGGACAAUCAGCCCGUGGUCUUUAACCACGUCUACAAUAUCAAGGUCCCCAUGGGCAACCUCUGCUCCGUGGACUUGGACCCCGCCAGUAGAGACACAGACCUUACAUCUGUCGAGCCGGGCAGAGAUUCUCAGGAGCACACGCCGAACGAGGAGAACCAGAUCGUCUUCACGCACAGAAUCAACAUCCCGCGGCGAGCCUGCGGUUGCGCGGCAGCCCCCGAUAUCAAGGAUCUCUUAAGCAGGCUUGAGGAAUUGGAGGGGCUGGUAUCCUCUCUACGAGACCAGUGUGCCGGUGGUGUGGGCUGCUGCCCAACCGGGCAAACAGCUGUGGGCAUUCUUGAGGCCAAGCCGUAUUGCAGCGGGCAUGGCAAUUACAGCAACGACCACUGUGGGUGCAUCUGCGAACCCGGCUGGAAAGGGCCCAAUUGCUCCGAGCCAGAAUGCCCUCAGAAUUGUAACCACCGGGGCCGCUGUGUCGACGGCAAGUGUGUUUGUGAUGAAGGCUACACCGGGGAAGCCUGUGAGCAGCAGACCUGUCCUGGGGACUGCAACGACCAAGGCAAAUGCAUCGACGGGCAGUGUGUCUGCUUUGACGGCUUCGCCGGGGAGGACUGCAGCCAGGAGGUGUGCCUAGUGCCCUGCGGCGAGCACGGGACAUGUGUGCACCAGCAAUGCAUCUGCGAGGCCGGCUUCACCGGGGCGGAUUGCAGCGAGCCGCUGUGCCCAAACAACUGCAACAACCGAGGCCGCUGUGUGGAAGAGGAGUGCGUGUGCGACGAAGGGUACACCGGCGAAGACUGCGGCGAACUCAUUUGCCCCAACGACUGUUACGACCGCGGCCGCUGUGUCAACGGGACCUGCUAUUGUGACCCGGGGUUCACCGGGGAGGACUGUGGGGAAGUCGCCUGCCCGGACAACUGCCACAACCAGGGGCGCUGUGAAAACGGCCUGUGCGUCUGCUACGAAGGGUUCAUGGGAGACGACUGCGGGGAGCGGAGGUGCCCCAGUGACUGCAACCGGCGUGGGCGCUGCAUCGACGGGCAGUGUGUCUGCCACGAGGGUUUCUUGGGCUUCGACUGCGGGGAAGUGAAGUGCCCCAACGACUGCAACAGCCGGGGCCGCUGUGUCAACGGACAGUGCAUCUGUGACGAACGGUUCAUGGGGGAGGACUGCAGUGAAUUAAGGUGCCCCAGCGACUGCAGCAACCGGGGGCGGUGCACCAACGGCUGGUGCGAGUGUGACGAGGGCUACACGGGGGAGGACUGUGGCGCCUUGAAGUGCCCGAACGACUGUCACGGCCGCGGGCGGUGCAUCAACGGGCAGUGUGUCUGCGACGAGGGCUUUGUGGGCGAGGACUGUGGUGAGCAGCGGUGCCCCAGCGACUGCCACAACCGGGGCCGCUGUGUCGACGGCCAGUGUGUGUGCGACGCGGCCUUCACCGGGGUCGACUGCCGCGAACUGAGGUGCCCCAAUGACUGCAACCACCGCGGCCGCUGCGUCAACGGGCAGUGCAUGUGCGACGAGGGGUACACAGGGGAGGACUGUGCAGAGCGGAGGUGCCCCAACGAUUGUAACGACCGCGGGCGCUGCCUCGACGGGGUGUGCGUGUGCGACCAAGGCUUCGUAGGCGAGGACUGCCACGAACUGGCCUGCGUGAACAACUGCAGCGGCCGAGGGCGCUGCGUGAACGGGCAGUGCGUGUGCGACGAGGGGUACCGAGGGGUCGAUUGCAGCGAACACUCUUGCCCCAAUAACUGCAAUGAUCUGGGCCUCUGCGUAGACGGGCGAUGCGUCUGCGAAGAAGGCUAUGUAGGCAUUGACUGUUCAGAUGUGUCUCCUCCAAAAGACCUGACCGUUACAGAUGUGACAGAUAAAACUGUGAACUUGGAAUGGAAGAAUGAUAAUAUCGUCACCGAAUACCUCAUCACCUACAUUCCCACUGGCAUCGGUGGUCUAGAGCUAGAAAUCCAAGUUCCUGGGAAUCACACCUCGGCCACCAUCAAGGGGUUGGAGCCUGGUGUGGAGUAUUUCAUCCGUGUAUUUGCCAUCCUAAAGAACAAGAAGAGCAUCCCCAUCAGCGCCCGGGUAGCCACUUAUUUGCCUGCCCCAGAUGGCUUGAAGUUCAAAUCUGUUAAGGAGACGUCGGUGGAAGUCGAAUGGGACCCCCUGGACAUCCCAUUCAGCGGGUGGGAGAUCGUCUUUAACAGCUUGAAAGAGGAAGACAAUGGUGGUAUCAGGAGCAGCUUGAAGAGGCCACAGACGUCCUACCAGCAGCCAGGGCUGGCACCGGGACAGCAAUACAACGUGUCACUCUAUGUGGUGAAGAAUCAAACCAGGGGGCCUGGACUCUCCAGGGUGGUGACUACAAGACUUGAUGCUCCCAGCCAGAUUGAGGCACAAGACGUUACAGAUACCACGGCACUGAUCACAUGGUUUAAACCUUUGGCUGAAAUUGACGGCGUUGAGCUGACUUACGGGCCUAAGGAUGUCCCCGGGGCCCGAACCUCAGUUGAUCUCUCGGAGGACGAAAGCCAAUAUUCCAUCGGAGACCUGAAGCCACACACGGAGUAUGAGGUGACCCUAAUAUCCCGACGUGGGGAUAUGGAAAGCGACCCUGUGACCGAGACCUUUGUCACAGAACUGGAUGCUCCAAGAAAUCUGAAACGCCUCUCUCAGACAGACAGCACCAUCACCCUGGAAUGGAAGAACAGUCAAGCAACUCCUGACUCCUACAGGAUCAAGUAUGCCCCCAUUUCUGGCGGCGACCAUGCCGAAAUCACAGUGCCCAGAAGCAACCAAGCCACGACCAAAGCCACACUCACAGGACUGAGACCCGGCACAGAAUAUGGCAUUGGCGUGACGGCCGUGAAGCAGGAUAAAGAGAGCGCCCCCGCUACCAUUAAUGCUGGAACCGAAAUGGAUAGCCCCAAGGACCUGAGGGUCAGUGACCCUACUGAGACCACUCUCACCUUGCAUUGGAAGAGGCCCUGGGCCAAAUUCGAUCGUUAUCGCCUGUCUUACGUGACCCCAUUGGGGAAGAAGAAUGAAAUAGAGAUUCCUGCAGAUAGCACGUCUCAUAUCAUACGAGCCCUGGAUGCUGGAGUAGAGUAUACCAUCAGCCUCGUGGCAGAGAAAGGCAGACACAAAAGCAAGCCCUCAACAGUGACCGGUUCAACGGAGGAGGAACCUGAGCUGGGGAAUUUGUCAGUGUCAGACGUUCACUGGGAUGGAUUCCAGCUCACCUGGUCGGCCGCGGACGGGGCCUAUGAGAACUUUGUCGUGCAGGUGCGGGAGCCGAAUAAUCCAGCAGAUGCGAGGAAUCUCACCGUUCCAGGCAGCUUGCGAUUGGUGGAUCUCACUGGCCUCCAGCCAAGCACAUUUUAUAUUAUCACCCUCUUUGGGGUAACUCAGGGCUUCAAGACAAAACCCCUCUCUGUUGAAUCCACCACAGCAGCGAAGCCCAAAGUCGGCGAUCUAACCGUUUCCGGCAUUACCCCCGAAAGCUUCAACCUUUCCUGGACGACCACAGACGGGGCCUUCGAGAGGUUUACCAUUGAAAUUGUUGAUUCUAACAGGUUGCUGGAACCCAAGGCGUACAACGUCUCAGGCCAUUUAAGGACGGCUCAUAUCUCAGGGCUGUCUCCCCAAACUGAUUUCAUUAUCUACCUCUACGGAGUCACCCGUGGUUUCCGUACGCAGGCGUUGAGCGCUGCAGCGACUACAGGGGCUGGGCCACAGCUGGGCAGACUCACACUCACAAACGCUACCUACAACCUCUCCUGGACUGCGAGAGACGUGCCUUUCACAAAGCUGGCUGUCAAUGUUAGAGAUUCGUAUCCAGCCCCUGAGCCUCAGAAGCUUGCAGUCUCAGGAGAGGCUCACGACACCCUCAUCUCAGGCCUGGUAGACUAUACUGAUUAUGACCUAAAUGUUCAGGGCACAAACACUGGAGGGAGCCCCACUGAGACCCUCAUCUCUUUGGUGAUGACAGAAGCAGAACCCGAAGUAGACAACCUUUUGGUUUCAGACGCGACCCCGGAGGGCUUCCGUCUGUCUUGGACGGCAGACGACGGAGCCUUUGACAGUUUUGUUCUUAAAAUCAGGGAUACCAACAGGCUGGCAGACCCCCUGGAGCUCAUUAUCCCAGGGCAUGAACGCACCCACGAUAUAACAGGGCUGAAGGAGGGUACUGAAUAUUAUAUUGACCUCUCUGGAAUUACCAGUGGACGGCGUUCCCAGCCGGUAAACGCAGUUGCUAGAACAGUGAUGGGAUCUCCCAAGGAAAUCACUUUCUCCGAUAUCACCGAAAACUCAGCCCUGGUCAGCUGGACAGCCCCACGGACACGUGUGGAUAGCUUCCGGAUUUCCUACGUCCCAGUUACAGGAGGUACCCCCAGUACUACGACCGUGGAUGGAAGCAAGAGAAGGGCCAAACUGGUAAAGCUGAUCCCUGGCGUAGAGUAUAUCGUCAGCAUCAUCUCUGUCAAGGGCUUCGAAGAAAGCGAGCCCGUUUCUGGCUCUCUGACCACAGCUUUGGACAGCCCGUCAGGUCUGGUGGCCGUGAACAUCACGGAUUCGGAGGCACUGGCGAUCUGGCAGCCAGCAAUUGCUGCAGUGGACGACUACGUGAUUUCCUACCUUGCUGAGGGCGAUUCAGAGGUAACGCAGAGCGUCUCGGGCAACACUGUGGAAUACGACCUCUUCGGCCUCCGUCCUGCGACUGAAUAUACACUCAAGAUCUAUGCUGUUAAGGGACCACAGAGAAGCACGGCUAUCACCACUAAAUUCACUACAGGCCUCGAUGCUCCAAGGGACCUGACCGCCAGCGACAUUCAAUUUGAAACGGCACUCUUGACAUGGAGGGCCCCCCGUGCCUCUGUCACCGGUUACCUGCUGAUCUACGAAUCUGUGGAUGGCAAGGUCAAGGAAGUCAUCUUGGGACCGCAGUCGACUUCCUACAGUUUGUCGGAGCUGAGCCCCUCGACACAGUACACGGUGAAGUUGCAGGCGCUGAAUCGGGACUUGAAAAGCCGGAUCAUCCAAACCAUUUUCACCACAACCGGACUCCUGUAUCCGUACCCCAGAGACUGCUCCCAGGCCCUGCUGAAUGGAGAAACGGCGUCAGGCCUCUACACCAUUUAUCUCAACGGCAACCAGUCCCAGCCCAUCAAGGUCUACUGUGACAUGAGCUCCGACGGAGGCGGGUGGAUUGUGUUUUUAAGAAGGCAGAAUGGAGAGGAGGAGUUCUACAGAAACUGGAGGACGUAUGAAGCUGGAUUUGGAAAUCCCACGGGUGAAUUCUGGCUUGGUCUGGAUUCGCUCCACAAGAUCACUUCCCAGGGCCAGUACGAGCUGCGUGUGGACUUACGGGACCACGAUGAGACAGCCUAUGCCCUCUACGACAAGUUCAGCGUGGGAGAUGCCAAGACCCGCUACCGGCUGAAAGUGGAUGGAUACAGCGGCACUGCAGGCGAUUCCAUGACCUACCACAGCGGACGUCCGUUUUCCACGUUUGACAAGGACAGCGACUCCGCCAUCACGAAUUGCGCCUUGUCGUACAAAGGGGCCUUCUGGUACAAAAACUGUCACCGUGUCAACCUGAUGGGCAGAUACGGAGACAACAGCCACAGCCAGGGUGUGAAUUGGUUCCAUUGGAAGGGUCACGAGUACUCCAUCCAGUUUGCAGAGAUGAAACUGAGACCGUACAGCUUUAGGAAUCUAGAAGGCCGACGGAAGAGAGCAUAAGCGGGGGAAAGCCCUGUCGGUGGAGAAAAGAGGGAAAGAGAGAGAAAGAGAAAGAAGGAAAAUGGACAGGGCAGCUGAAUUUUUUUCCAGAAAAUUGGGGAAGGGAAAUUAUCAGUGAAGAUGGAAAUCUUACCAAAGCAUGGGUGUUGCUUGGCCUAACCUUGGCUCCUUUGAGGAUUUUAUUGGGGUGGGGUGGGGGUGGGAAAGGCUUAUUCAAACAUAGCAUGCUCAUUAGAGCAUUUUUGCCCUUGUCCAUAGCUGGCUUUCUUUGCACCAAAGACGACAAUCUCCGGGGAAGGGAAGGGGGGAUAGUGUUUUAUACAGCCUUUUUCCUCAGUGGGCUCUUGUUGACAUAACUGAUUUGGAAACCGAGAUGGCUCUGAAGAGCUGCCAGAAAAACAGAGCAGGAUCUGGUAGUUUCUUUACAAACCAGCCGUAUUCCUUCACACACACACACAAUAUACGCUGAUCUCGUGAUUAUUAGCCACCAUGCAGCUUCAGCUGGUCAUGUGGAAGCCCUGAAGGUGUGGAAGCAAGCAGUCCAGUCUAAACACUUCAGCCUAAAAUUAAUAUUAUUAAUAUAAUGAAAAAGUUAAAAUAAUAAGGAUGAUAAUAAUAAGCUAAGGUGUUCUCUCUUUUUUUUUUUUUUGUCGUCUGUUUUUGUUUUUAAGAUAUCCAUGCUUCCCAAAAACACAGCAGGACAGUGUCUGAUUGUAAAUUUUUUAAAAAAUAAAUAAAAGCACAAUUUUACUUUUAUGGACAUCUCCAGUUUUGCUUAUGUGUUGAAUUGUCUUGUGCACAGCCAGGUUUAUACUGAGGGGUAGCACAACACCUCCUUUGCAUGCUGAAGGAAGUCCCAGAUUCCAUCCACAGUGUCUUCCGUUUUCAAGGAGCAGGUUGCAGGUGAGGAGGAAAGACCCCUGUCUGAGGCCAUGGAGAGAAAGUGGGGAAGGGCAUCGUUGGAGAGCAUCCCGGAAUACAGCCUUUCCUGAGCAAACCCUGUUCUGGCUUUGGUACUGGGUCACAAGUGUCAUGGUAGGUUGGCUGGGAUGGAUAGCCUAUCAGUGCUUCCCCAAAAGUGUCUUUCCCCUCACCCCACCUGCAGCUACCCAGAAGAUGAUUGAUGGUCCAUCCCAUGGACCGUUUCUGAGGGUCUUUCACGCCAGCCUUGGGAAUGUCCUCUGUUGGCCACCAGAGACUUUCCUCCUUCACUCCAAGGAGACGUCUUUGUUCUCCUUUGGCAACGGUCUCCCCAGAAUCCUCCCAGCUAACAGAGAAAAAGAAACGCCUCUGCCUGGCCCUCUCAGGAAGAAGACUGCUCUGCAGGGGUGGAUGGUGGGCCAGGAGUGUGAUUCAAGGGCAUCGCACCUGUUCACAGGGGACGCCCCGUCAAGGCGCAUUGGAAAUGCACCUUCCCACACAACCCUCAAUGGCAUUAAAACCUGGACAGGCCUUCAAAGUGGCAUCAAAGGCCUUCUCAACUAGAGGGUGUGUGCCCUCUAACAUCACAUAUUAUAAUGGGGAUGCUCUUGUGAUAUCCUUCUCCUCAUUCCACCCUGGUGACGUGGCUGAAGGUUUGUCUUAAUUUCCUCUGCAUAAAGCCUGCCCUUCACCAGUUUUAAAAAGCAUUUCUUCUCGGGUUAAAGAUACAGGAGGAUCUGUAUCUUUAACCAUCUGUAACCAACAGUUCCAAAUAUACCGAUGCAGUGUGUGAAACAGAGGCCAUGGACUCCAUGCUACCUUAGUGUUCAUGCACAAGCAUUAAGAUGCAUGUGGUGCUAGAGUGCAGAUGCAGAUAUAAACACACGCACACACCCCUCCAAUGGUUACAUAGCUAAUUACACAGAUCCACAAAACCUUGUUGUGGCCGGUGAUCAUGAGGAUACUUUAAGCAGUGGAUAUCUUUCAGGGUCAUUUCUGUUUGCAAUAAAAAUCCAGUGGGGUCAUUUUUUGUCUCAGUUACUUACAUUUUGGCAUACAAAUGAGCCCUUUCUGUUGUUAACUUUUUCUACCAGGGAGUAUUUUCUUUUUUCAUGGAAAGAAAUGAUACAUCCUGGAUAUAUUGUUUAGCAAAGUUGCUGUUGACAAUGUCUUAGAAAAGGGCAAAGUUGCAGUAUCACUGACAUGCAAGGUUGUGCAAGAGAUAUGCCACUGGGGUACAAAUUUACUCCAACCGUGGAUAAGGAUUCACACCCUAAAAUAGGAACUGUGAUUUAUUCAGGAUGGGGACCAUGGUUAACAAGGGCAGUUGGAGCAUUUGGAGGUGAGAUUAUGGUCUGUUUUGCAGGAUGCACAAAACUCCCCAAAAGCACUUCUUGCUUUCAGGGACUGGGGGAAAUUGGGCAAAGCACAAAAAGGGGGAACUGGGGGUCAACUGUAACAGCUGUUCAAGAUUCACUUUGUAAAACAAAAUCUUUUUAUACGAACAAACCCUCUGCUUGGGUCCUUCUGUACGAUAUCCUUGGAAUAGAAACCAAUAAAAGACAUUUGAUUUAA